Suillus paluster is the source of this 1536-nucleotide messenger RNA. RefSeq lists its product as uncharacterized. Lineage: Eukaryota; Fungi; Basidiomycota; Agaricomycetes; Boletales; Suillaceae. The record is from RefSeq and is a predicted model, not a curated record. Bases 340 to 1332 code for a protein of 330 amino acids. The transcript is spliced from 11 exons.
CCCAUGUGCGUACCUAUGGGUAGGUCUUUGCAAUCAAUGAGUGGGCAUUAGUAAGGGCGUUGGGAUUAUAUAUGAAGCGCCCCCUCUUGGAUAUUCGGUGUAUUUGAGUUCCGAGCAGGAGUCAGUGGCAGGAUGCUUCCAGUGGAGCCUUACGGUAUCUUUGCAUUGCAGUAGUUCUAUGUAAGAAGAGGCUACCGUCGAAACUCCAUUCGAAGCCGCUCGUAUGCGGCAGGAAGAAGCCGCAUCAUUCUCUCGUGCCCUAUUUAAGGACAAGCUUUAGUUUCGAAGCCCAUCAGGUCGUCCCCCUCUGUGCCGUCGUCGUGUAUCCUGAAAGUUACCAUGGUCGACUGGCACUCCCAAGAGACACUGAUGGCCAACGCUGAGGCAUUUAGCAAGUUCAUGCAUGUGCUCUUUGGGCUCUACAUAUGGGAGUUUGUCAGUUCGCUGGAUUUUGACUGGCAGUUUAUCUCGGGCAAGAGGCGAUUCCGAUGGCCACUGAUAUUCUAUUUUUCUGGUCGUUACAGUUUACUUUUCGCGCUGAUUGGCAUCGCCAUUGCGCUCAACGUGACGACCGAGGUUAAUUGUCAGGCACUAUAUACCUUCAACCAGGUCUUCGGCAAUACUGCUAUUGGCUUAGCCAGCAUUAAUCUAUCCUUGCGAACCAUGGCAGUCUGGUCGCAGAACAAAUACGUAGUGACUACCCUCGUUGUUAUCAUUCUGGGUCACUGGUCAUUCCUUCUUCAUGGUAUCUUGUUGAAGGCUGAAUGGGUGGAUGGUGCAUGUGCCAUCACCUACACGGACAAUCAAAUCCUCGCCAUCAGCUUCAUCUACUCCAUGGCAUUUGAUUUCACAGUCUUGUGCUUAACCGGCUGGAAACUGGCAUUCCCGGCUAACGGUCGCUCUAAACUCAUCAAACUUAUAUUUGGGGAUGGCUUGAUCUAUUUCGCUAUUGCGUUUUUGGCAAACUUGCUCGCGACGAUCUUCAUGCUCAUGAAUUUGAACGCAGUCAUGUCGAUCAUUGCGAACGUUCCUGCUGCCAUCGCAUCAACGAUCGUAGCAUGCCGCGUCGUGCGAAGGUUGACCAACUUUACAUCUCAAGGUCCAGAGGUUUUCACUUCCACUCAGGGCUCGACGCUCGCGUUUAGGAGCAACGCUAGCUCGAACCGUCGCUUCUCUGUCAAGAAAUGCGACAGUGUACACGUCCAGAUGGAUACAUUUGCCAGCCCCGAUCGCUUGGUCGAGUACGAUGCCACAGGCAAAAUCGUGAAAGGCGACGAAUUCGACCCUGAGGCACAAAUCAUCAGCAACGAGUUCAAACGCCCGCCCUACUAGCAUCGCGUCGUCUCGUAUGACGACCGCAUAUUUAUUCAAGCCGCACUUCGCAUCUCGCAUCCGCACUCGCAUCGCCAUCGUCGUUAAAGCAAGAGAUCCCACUUAUCAUUAAGAUUGCACAUUGCAGUGUCUGCAUUGCCUUUCCUAUAUUCUCAGUAAUCCUUCUGCGCAUCGUUCUUUGGACUUUCCAGUACCGUCCUUGCA